Messenger RNA from Fusarium vanettenii 77-13-4, 1228 nucleotides. RefSeq lists its product as uncharacterized. The record is from RefSeq and is a predicted model, not a curated record. Bases 127 to 1032 code for a protein of 301 amino acids. The transcript has a single exon. NCBI's taxonomy places the organism in Eukaryota, Fungi, Ascomycota, Sordariomycetes, Hypocreales, Nectriaceae.
CAUAUCACCACUUCUUCUUCAUCAGCAUCAGCAUCUCAUCUCCUGCUCUUCACUUCCCUUCACUUUCUCUCACAGCAACCCAACCAAGCACUCGCUUUCACUCACUCUAAUUAACUCCUCUUCACCAUGUUCUUCUCCAAGAUCGUUCUCGGCCUCGCCUCCAUGGCCUCCAUGGUCGCCGCCAUCCCGGCCCCUGACGCCCUCCUCGAUACCACUUCUUCCAUCGCCGCCCGCGACUUCACCAUCCGCGAUGACUCCUCUCUCGAGGCUCGUGGCAACUUCAAGUGCCCUACUGGCAUGUCCUACUGCCCCUGGACCCGUGCCUGCUCUUGUCCCCCUGGCCAGGCCUGGGAUGGCAAGGCCCGCAAGUGCACUGGCAAGACCAUCACCGGCUGCUGGCCCAAGCCUUCGCCUUCGGCCUUUGUCGAUGUCAAGGUGAAGCUCGGCGCUUACUGCGCUAGCUCUCCCUACAAGAUCGUCAAGUAUGACGCCCACCACGCCUACUGCCAGGCCAGCCUCCUCAACGUCGUCUUUCUCGCUCCUCUCGAGAUUGACGCCGAGAUCUCUCUCCUUGGUGGUAAGCUCAUCGACAUCAACGCCCGCAUCAGCCUCGCUCUUAAGAACGUCUGCGGUGGUCUCGCCGGUCUCUACCUCGAGAACGUUCUCGAUGCUGUUGCCCUCUUCAACACCAACAAGUACGGCUACGCUGUCCGCCCCGGUGAUGUUGUCGGUGGCCUUCUCUACGCUGUUGUCGACCUCCUGAGCGGCCUCACCUGCGCCCUCGGCCUCGGUGGCUGCAAGGUCUAUGACUGUGUCUCUUACUGCACCAAGGGCUGCAAGAACUACAUCGACGUCAAGGGAACCAUUGGUGGCUACAUCAACGGCCUCAUCGGUUUCUGCCUUGUCAACGAUGUCAUCCUCAUCGUCAACAAGGUCGGCGCCAUCCUCACCGUCACCGUCAACAGCCUGCUGUGCAUUGUUGGCAGCCUUCUCCGCAGCCUCCUCGGCAUCUUCAACUGCAACUGUGCUUAAGCGCCCGGUCUUUCAAGUCAAGAACCGAGUGUUUGCACUUGAAACAUACUUACACUCACUAAAAUUGGAUAUAAGGAGAUGGGAUGAGCUAUGAUUGGCAUUAUUAACUUGGAGGAUUUCAUUCUUUACAAUAUUUGGGCUUCUACUAGGUUGCCUUAAUCUUUUUCAUUAAUAACUGUACAUGAGUGCACGUAAA